CGCUCCCCCCAUAGUAGGGCUAUCCUCUCGUUCUUCUCUUCAGGGCUCAACUCGACUUGUCCCCCUUACGCUCGUUACAAUGAGACAGUCCGUUGGAGCCGUGAGCCUCUUGGCUCUUGCUCGCCUCGUCGCUGGAACCAACAGCUACUGCGACGGCAACUUCCCUUGCCAGGCCAGUGUCAAUGUCAUCUACGCCUGUGCCACAGGGUGCCUCAGCUCGGCCGCCGUCACCCAGGCUGCCUGUCCGACGGGUGACUAUGCAUGCCAAUGCGGUCAAAGAGAGGUCAUCAAGGGUGCGGCUAGCAACUGCAUCAUCGGCCAUUGUGGUUUUGGAGCAGCCGUCUCUGCUCUGGACCAGGUUGAUGCCCUGUGCGCUUGUGUCUCAAGCAACCCCCCGACGGCUUGCACAACCAGCACGACGUCUACCUCGACGUCUACUACCGUUAUCGUGACGCCCCCGCCUACUACGACUCCGCCUGCCACUACUACGGAGCUGGAGGAGGACUGCGAGACAACUACAUCGCCGGAGACCACCCAGCCCCCUACCACCACUUCGGAAGAGGACUGUGAGACUACGACGGAGCCUCCUGUUACCACGACGCAACCUCCCGUCACCACCACGGCGCCCCCUGUUACUACGACUCAGCCUCCUACCACUACUUCAGAGGAGGAUUGCGAGACGACCACGGAGCCGGCCACUACUACGCAGCCUCCCACGACUACCUCGGAGGAAGAGUGCACGACCACUGAGCAAGCUACCACUACCUCGGAGGAGGAAUGCACGACGACGACUGAAGCUGCCACCACCACGACUGAGGUUGCCACCACUACUUCUGAAGAGGAGUGCACGACAACCACGCAGCCUCCCACCACCACCACCACCACCACCUCCGAGGAAGAGUGCACCACUACCACCGAGGCUAGCACGACCACUUCAGAGGAAGAGUGCACGACAACUACCGAGGCCACCACCAGCACCACUACUUCUGAAGAGGAAUGCACAACAACUUCAGUUCCCACAACUACCACUACUGAGGUGACGACUACCACCGAAGUGUUGACCACGACUGAGGCUACCACGACCUCGGAGGAGACGACGACGCCUUGCACCACGGAGACGGUCACGGAGCAGACAACUACGCCCUGCACCGAGACGGAGACGACUGUUAUCCCCCCUCCUCAGACGACCACCGAGACUGUCACGGAGGAGACGACUGUCCCUUGCACUACUGAAACCGAGACGACUGCUGUUCCUCCUCCUCAGACCACCACAGAAACUGUCACGGAGGAGACGACUGUCCCUUGCACUACUGAAACCGAGACAACUCCUGUGCCUCCUCCUCAGACGACGACCACCACUCCGGAGCAGACAAUCACGGAGACGAUCACGGAGGAGACGACUGUGCCUUGCACUACGGAGACGGAGACGACUCCUGUCCCUCCUCAGACCACCACCACAACCACUUCGGAAGAGUCAACCACCGCCAGCCCCAGCGGUUCGCAGUCUCAGCCCACCGGAGGCUCGACCUACGGGCCGCCUCCCACAAGCAGUGCCCCCGGAACCACCGUCCCUGCGACGACGGCCCCUGUGACGACGGCCCCUGUGACGACGGCUCCUCCAUCAAACUGCGAGCCCGUGCCCAUCAAGACCUGCGACUCCGUCGCCAGCUCGGCCGUCCCCUCAUGCGCCCAAGCGUGCUUCUCGUCGGCCGCCCCGGGCGUCGGCUGCGACGUCAACGACUUCGACUGCCAGUGCAAGCCCGAGGCUCAGGCCAGCCUGACCCAUCUGCUGGUGCCCUGCGUCGCCACUCGCUGCCCUGCUGCCUCUCUGCAGGCCGUCAUCACCGGAGCCAGCUCAGUCUGCGCCUGUGCCAGCGCCUCGCCCACGCUCGUUGCCCCUGGAACUUGCCAGACCAGCAGCCCUCCUCCCGCCGGCGGCAGCUCCAGCACCCCGGAAGUCCCCAGCAGCUCCCCGGUCAGCAGCCCCUCCGGAAGCCCGCCUCCUCCUGCUUCUUCUUCUUCUCCUCCCCCGAGCAGCCAGCCUACCGAGCAGCCCACUGGCGGCAACGGAGGAAGCCAGCCGUCUGGACCAAGCGGCGAACAGCCCACCAGCGGAUUCACCACACUGCCCACCGGCCCUGGCUCGCAGCCGACCGGACCUGGUUCGGAGACGACUACUGGAGGAGAGAGCGGAAGCCAGCCCACUGGGCCGCCGACUCUUCCCCCGAGCGCGGGUUCUCGAGUCGAGAUGAGCCUCGUUGCUGGUGUUUUUGCGGCUACCUGGGCGAUUGCAGUUUUGCUGUGAUUGCUGUAGCCUAGGACUGUAGUUGGGUUUUUACAGAUUGAUG
Messenger RNA from Trichoderma reesei QM6a, 2348 nucleotides. RefSeq names its product cell wall mannoprotein. The record is from RefSeq and is a predicted model, not a curated record. NCBI's taxonomy places the organism in Eukaryota, Fungi, Ascomycota, Sordariomycetes, Hypocreales, Hypocreaceae. Bases 80 to 2305 code for a protein of 741 amino acids. The transcript has 3 exons.